AUGUCCAUCAAUUGGGUCAUGCUUGAUGGCCAACAAGGCUUUAUACGAUUGCCAUCAGAGAGAAUUAUUCACAAAUCAUCCCCGAGAAUAUCUCUUGCCAUUACCACUCCUUCGACUUAUCCCGGCAACAACCCUUUGGCUAUUCAUUGCAGUUCUGGCAUCGUCUAUUUGACCAAUCAAAGAAUAGUCUAUCUUCCAGAGAGAGCCACACCGGAAUUCAAAUCUUUCUCGGCUCCCCUUCUUAAUCUUCACGACACUCACCUGACGGUACCUUGGUUCGGACCCAAUGCAUGGCAAGCAAUCCUCCAACCCGUUCCCGGAGGCAAUAUCCCGGCCACCCAAGCCUCUAUUGAACUCAAGUUGACUUUCAAGGAAGGUGGAGCACCGGACUUUCACUCGAAUUUUGAGCAAAUCAAAGAGAGACUGCAACAAGUAGUGGCCACGGCAAGGGAAAACAACCAAACGGGUCGACGACAAGAUAGUUUCUUGGGAAAUGUCAACCUGGAUAACGUACACCUUGAUCAAUUGCCCUCGUAUCAAGAUUCAGGACGGGAUAGGAUGGCACCGGAUCAUUCUGCCGAUCCUAGCGAGGUGGUGGAUUCGCCAGGGGCAAUGAGUCCGAUUUCGACUCCUGGGCCGAGUAGAGCUGGAUCCCCGGCCGAAGAUCCUCGACCACCACGAGAUGCCCCUCCGGGGUAUGAGGAGACUCAGCAGCAGAGUAUCCAGGCGGAAUUGGAUCGAAGGUUGUCGCAGUCUCAACAGUAG
This is a messenger RNA of Rhinocladiella mackenziei CBS 650.93, 765 nucleotides long. RefSeq lists its product as uncharacterized. The coding region runs from base 1 to 765 and encodes 254 amino acids. Gene Ontology annotation, biological process: positive regulation of DNA-templated transcription. The record is from RefSeq and is a predicted model, not a curated record. NCBI's taxonomy places the organism in Eukaryota, Fungi, Ascomycota, Eurotiomycetes, Chaetothyriales, Herpotrichiellaceae. Gene Ontology annotation, molecular function: chromatin DNA binding; transcription coactivator activity. The transcript has 3 exons. Gene Ontology annotation, cellular component: nucleus.